Messenger RNA from Nicotiana tabacum (common tobacco), 384 nucleotides. RefSeq lists its product as uncharacterized. NCBI's taxonomy places the organism in Eukaryota, Viridiplantae, Streptophyta, Magnoliopsida, Solanales, Solanaceae. The record is from RefSeq and is a predicted model, not a curated record.
AUGUGGCUUUAUGGAGGGCGAGACGAUACUUUUGAAAGUUUUUUCUAUGAAGGGCGUGAUGAGAAUUGGGAAGAAAUUCAAGUUGGGUCGAGGUUCAUUGGCCCAUUUGAGGUGUUGGAGAGAGUCAAAGAGGUUGCUUAUAAGUUUGCUUUGACUCCUAGUCUGUUUGGAGUUCAUCCGGUAUUUCAUGUUUCUAUGCUCCGGAAGUAUAAUGAAGAUAAAUCGAAUGUAGUGGACUUCAACACAAUGCAGAUUAAUGAGAAUUUGACUUAUAUAGAAGAGGUGAUAGCUAUUAUAGAUCGGCAGGUUAGAAUGUUGAGAUCUAUGAAAGUUUCUUCCGUGAAAGUGCUUUGGAAAGGGCAACCAUCUAAGGAGGCUAUUUAG